Messenger RNA from Gregarina niphandrodes, 429 nucleotides. RefSeq lists its product as hypothetical. Bases 1 to 429 code for a protein of 142 amino acids. The record is from RefSeq and is a predicted model, not a curated record. The transcript has 2 exons. Lineage: Eukaryota; Apicomplexa; Conoidasida; Eugregarinorida; Gregarinidae.
AUGACUGAGGGUACUACUGCUACGACUGAGGAUACUACCACUACUAGUGUGACUACGACCGAGGGUACUACUGCUACGACUGAGGGUACUACCGCUAGUGGUGUGACCACGACCGAGGGAACUUCGGCUUCCACUACCUAUAAGGUCCCGACUACCCAUCCGACGCAGCCCAGACCCCCAAGACCCAGUACUACCAGCACCAACGCCAGUACCGACGGCACGAGCUUUACUGCGCCUGAAACCACUUCCGGCGACAGUACCGCCACAGGCGUGACCGCGGCUGAGAGUACUACUGCUACGACUGAGAGUACUACUGCUACGAUUGAGGGUACUACUGCUACGACUGAGGGUACUACUGCUACGACUGAGGGGUACUACCGCUACUGGUGUGACCACGACCGAGGGAACUUCGGCUUCCACUACCCAUAA